AUUAUAAACAGCAUUGCAUCAUCAAAUGUACGUACUUUUUGGUCAGUUUUUGAUACUCUAAAUUUCCUUUCGUUUUGACAGACAAUAGUUUUAAUCAACGGAUGUUUCAAGGCUAGAUUGGUUAAAAUUAUCACAUUUCUCAAAUCAACCACUGAAAUGAUUGUGAUCCGUUUUACACUUAAAUUAGCAUUGGAAUUCCAGAUGAUGUGGAAAUGUAUACUAUUUACUCACAGCACUUCAAUACGUUGUAGUUUUCUUUUUCUUUUCUUUUUUAACCUCACAAACUAACACAGCUCAGCAUAGGAAAAAGAGACAAGCAACCAAACAUUGUGCUUUCCUAAAGUGCAGACGCAAAUGAGGUCUGUGUGUCUCACAGACAACUCAGUCUUUGAUUUUUCUUUCCUGUGCAGAGGCACUUACAAAGGCCUUUGCUGAGGAGAAGGAUCAAGCUAAAGCACACAUAGAGUUACAAGGAAAAACACGACAAAGAAAGGUGUGGGAGGUAAAGCAACCUUCAUCUUCUACAGAGAUCCUGCAGUUAUGAUAGCAAUUUCAUCAUGUGUUAGUUAAACUAAUAUCUGUGAAAUCAAUUUUCCAACCUAAAAAAGGAUCACCCAGACACCAGAUGUAAAGGGAAUGUUUCAAAAUGGUGCUGGAACAGACAGAGGUGGAGAUAACCGGAGUAGUCACCAAAAUCGGUACCAAGACGAAGACUGUUCUACUUUUUGCAGCAUACAGAUGAAGGCCAGAGGAAUCAGUUCAUCUCUGAUCUCAGCUAAACCCAUGGCUACCAAGGUAUCUGUUGACUUGGACAGUGAUUUCAGAGGUUCUGGCUCUUCUCACAUUCAAAAUUCCACUCUAAAACAGCAGAGUUCCAGUGAAAAUACAAGCAAAUAUUUUAGACAGCACAGACCAUCAGUACUACGCAAAGGCAACCAGCCUUUCCCACAAGCGUUUGGUGUUCAUGACUGGGUUGUGGACACUGUGUGUAAGACAGAACCUGACAGUGACCUGUCAGACCCUGUGCCACUUUACAACAGCCAGUCUGAAAGCAGACUCGGUGCCUCCGUGUCAAGCCCUGAGCCUGGCAGCACAGAGCAUACUGGGAAACAUGCAUAUAGUGUUCCAGGUGGCUUUCUGUGUGUUAAAGGACAAUGCAAAUGGCCUGGGUGCUCAAAGAGCAGAGAAGUGUUCAAAGAAUAUGGACAUUUCUUAAAACACCUUUCUACUGACCAUGCUCAUGGGGACAGAAGUAUAGCCCAGCUGAGGACGCAGAAAGACAAAGUACAAUACAUGGAGAAUCAGUUGACCGCAGAGAGACAGAAACUGCAGGCUAUGCAGCUACACCUGUUUGAUGUCAAAUCUACCUCUGAGGAUGGUAACGGUGUGGAGAACCCAGGACAUCUGUCAGGACUCCUGCAACCUGCAGCAUUUCAGAACGCGAUUGGUGUUUAUGACAGUGAGAGAGCAGCAGCUGAAGCGUUAACACAAGGAUUCUGGCAGAUCUCUACCUCACAAGUUAUACCAGGGAUUAUCCCCAGUUUUGAGUAUUAUAAAUUCACAAACAUUAGGCCACCUUUCACCUACGCCUCCAUGAUACGAUGGGCGAUCCUGGAGUCCCCUGAGAAGCAGCUUACUCUGAAUGAAAUCUAUCAUUGGUUUACCCGCAUGUUUUUCUACUUUCGUCACAACACUGCCACAUGGAAGAACGCUGUUCGGCAUAACCUCAGUCUUCAUAAUUGCUUUGUGCGUGUUGAAGGCAAGAAAGGUUCUGUUUGGACUGUGGAUGAAGAGGAAUUUCAGAGAAGAAAAGGACAAAAGUUUCACAGGGACCAGGAUAUGGGCUGGAUGGCACCUUUUCACCUGUUUCCUGUGACUCCACAAAGUGAAACUUCUCAGAUGUGAGGCUCAAAUGGACUCAUUAAGAGAUUGCAACAACAUUUCAACCACUAACAAUAUUAUUCUUUUUUUUUUUUUUGUAAGAAUGAUAAAUAUGAUCAUUUUAAAUGUAUAGGUGGCAGUCUAUUUCAGACCAAACUGUUUUUCUUUUUUGGAAAAAGUGUAAGGAAUCAGUAUGUAUUUUACAUAAUUUAAAGAUAAAGUUAAGGAGUGGGUGUUCGGCAAACUUUAUUAUCCUUCUUGCAUUUAAAUGCACUGAUAAAAAGUACAAGUACAUCAAUUUUUAUUAUGCCUACAAAGGUACAUCGAUGAUAUUAAUGGUAUCCUAUGUAAUACAU
This is a messenger RNA of Cyprinus carpio (common carp), 2237 nucleotides long. RefSeq names its product forkhead box protein P3-like. Gene Ontology annotation, molecular function: DNA-binding transcription repressor activity, RNA polymerase II-specific; RNA polymerase II cis-regulatory region sequence-specific DNA binding. Gene Ontology annotation, biological process: regulation of transcription by RNA polymerase II. Gene Ontology annotation, cellular component: nucleus. NCBI's taxonomy places the organism in Eukaryota, Metazoa, Chordata, Actinopteri, Cypriniformes, Cyprinidae. Bases 637 to 1905 code for a protein of 422 amino acids. The transcript has 13 exons. The record is from RefSeq and is a predicted model, not a curated record.